AUGUACUUGGAGACCAGAGGAGUACAACUGAUCAUCGGACGUGAGGAGCUAAAAAAAUCACAUCUAUCUAUUUGCCAAAUAAGAUUAUUCCAAAGAAGCCAAAGGCAAUUUAUCUUGAAAGCUUGAAUGUUGUCAUGCAUGACUUGUGAGGAGGGACUGUGUCAAACAUGGAUUAAUUAUAAAUAUUAUAAUUGUUUUCAUUGGGGGUUAAAUGCACCUUUGAAGGCUUACAUACAGUAAUCCUCACCAUAUCAUGCAGGAGGAUCAUAUGGGUCUUUCAUAGGCUCACUAGUAGCUGUGGUCCUGGUCCUUGCAUUGGUGGUGGGAGUUUACUGUAUUACCAAGAGGAGGACACCUCCACAGUCACCAGGUCAGUAAUGUGACAGUCUAACAAUCUAACACGUCUACAAAUGUCAAAGAUGGCUAUCAACACCGAUGGUAACAACACUCAGUCAGCUCAUGUGACUGUUGCUUCAGUGUCAUAGCUCACUUUAGAAGUUUUUUAUGUUGUGGUUUCGAGUUUGCAUUAGAGUAGGCCUAGAUACAUUUCGAUUGGCCUAUUUCCAGAUCUACAGUUUGGCCAAGUGCAUGUGAAGGAGGUGAAUGGAUGCUAUUUCUAACUUUGAAAAUCAACAUUAGAGCUUAUGUAGGCUGCUUACAUACUUCAAAUGUUAAAUGUCAAUAAAUGGUGUGUGCAGUAGCCUACCAUUUUUUCCCCAAACACUCAUGUCAACAUCUCCACACAGAUGCUGAUGAGAGUCCAGAACUGGAAUAUGCUGAUAUCACUAUUCGAAAAAAGAGGGAGAAACAGAGGGAGGUUCCGGAGGAGGUGGUGUAUGGACAGAUUGUAGUGCUGGAGGGUGCAAGACAAAACAAUGAGUGAGAUAGUCCUGAGGGACAGGAGGAGACUGUGUAUGCUGGAAUACAGUUUGGCCAAUUAGAGCUGCAUGUUUGAAGGGUUGGUCUUUAGAAGUGGUACUGAAGCCUUGUCGCUCCAUUUGUUACUGUAACGAAUAGUAUUACGUUUCCUCUAUUACUGUUUAUAUUUCAUGACAUUCACUGCUGAGGGUUUUGUACAUUCUUUACCUAAAUAAAUAACCCAACAACUGGACUGUCUACAUAUGUCAUGGUCUCUAUGUUACUGAUUUAAUGUUUUAUAUAUUUAUGUUUAAUUUUUUAUUUUUACAAACUCUCUCAACAAUGUUAUUGCACAGUAGUAAAAGUUGUCAUUCACUGCAGAACUUUGUGAUUGAAAGGACUGUUCCCCAAGUGUGUCCUCUAUGGAAGAAUGGUUCCUAUUUUUGGUUCCCUUCACUUUUUUCUGAAGCAUAUCUUAUUUUGCAUCUAAUAAACAAACCCAAUUUAUCACAGUUUGAGCUUUUACAUAGGUUUUGUUAAUGUUGUAAAUUGUCAGGUCAUGGAAAUUCAGCACUGAAUGGAAAAUAGAGGAUUUUGUUACAGUACAGUAUAGCUUAAUUUGCUAACUUGAGCCCUGUGUUGUGUAGAGACAUGAAGGCUCUGUUUGGACUGUUGGUGAUGUUAGCAGGAGUGUCUCCUGGUAAGAAGUUUCUUUAUGUGUCGAUUUUCCCUCUUGUUUUACACAUGAUAUACAGUAAGGAGCCUAGUUUAUAUCAUAUAGAAAGUGAACCACUUGAUCAAAGCUCUUUGUGGUAUACUAUAGGCUACCCAGAAUCCCUUUUGUCAAAUUAAUACCUCUCAUAAUGACUAAUGAAAGAUACAGAGACAAUAUUCAAAACACUGAAAAAUAUAGACUUGUCUUGUUAUUCAUUGUCUUGUGAUAAGUAUAACUGAUUGAGGUACUGUUAUGUUGAAUAAUAUCCUGAUGUCAUUGGUUUGGUUUGGUUAUACUGCUGCUUGCUUGUAUUCUCAUCCAUAAAAUUAUACCUCAAAACUAUGACAGUAAUAUUCACUACAGUGUCUAUAUUCCUCUUGAUUUUCAGGCAUGGAGACCCCAUGUGAUGCUACACUGGAUGGAGCUCAUUGUUAUGGAGCUCUGGGAGGAACUGUCUCUCUCCAGCUGAUGACCAUUGUCAGUGGAGUCCCUGACAUAUAA
Molecule: messenger RNA, 2074 nt
Organism: Coregonus sp. 'balchen'
Lineage: Eukaryota; Metazoa; Chordata; Actinopteri; Salmoniformes; Salmonidae
Source: the annotation of a GenBank genome assembly